Molecule: messenger RNA, 2035 nt
Organism: Octodon degus (degu)
Lineage: Eukaryota; Metazoa; Chordata; Mammalia; Rodentia; Octodontidae
Gene: Pyroxd2
Product: pyridine nucleotide-disulphide oxidoreductase domain 2
Exons: 16
Coding region: 188-1933 (581 amino acids)
Molecular function (GO): oxidoreductase activity
Source: RefSeq, a predicted model, not a curated record
GCUCAAUGGGUUGUCUGUGUGGACCUUGCUCUCGGCCUGUGGAAGCACCCUCUUUCGUCCACCCAUCCCCAGUGGAGCCCCAGGAUCAGGGCUCUCCCGGCCUGCAGCUCCUCCCACUUCCCCUCCUGGCCCUUCCCCUGCCUUGCUGGAGCUUGGCACUGACUGCAAGCACAUUCUAGAAGCCGAAAUGGCUGCUGGCUGCCGAGGGCUCAGCAGGAUCGUGGGGGCCUCCGCUGGCCCAGCUGGGAGCCGAGUUCCCUCCAGGGCUGGGGGAAACGUGAAGGCCGAGUACGAUGCAGUGGUGAUAGGAGCAGGACACAAUGGGCUGGUGGCUGCGGCGUACCUACAGAGACUGGGGGUGAACACGGCGGUGUUUGAGAGGCGCCAUGUGAUUGGGGGUGCUGCUGUCACUGAAGAAAUCAUCCCAGGGUUUAAGUUCUCCCGAGCAUCCUACCUCCUCAGCCUGCUGAGGCCGCAGAUUUACAGCGACCUGGAGCUAAAGAAACAUGGGCUGCGGCUUCAUCUUCGAGAUCCCCACUCCUUCACCCCCGUGAUGGAAGAGGGUGCAGGGAGCAAAGUGCCCAGGUCCCUUCUGCUGGGCAGAGACACGGCAGAGAAUCAGAAACAGAUCGCCCAGUUCUCACAGAAAGAUGCCCAGGUCUUUCCAAGAUAUGAGGAGUUCAUGAGCCGCUUGGUUCUGGCCAUUGACCCUCUGCUGGACGCAGCCCCUGUGGACAUGGAGGCCUUCCAGCACCACUCCCUGCUGCAGAGGCUGAAGGCACUGUCCACCCUCAAGCCUCUGCUAAAGGCAGGCCGCAUCCUCGGGGCCCAGCUUCCCCAGUACUACCAGGUCCUCACAGCUCCCAUUACCAAGGUGCUGGACCAGUGGUUCGAAUCUGAGCCUCUGAAAGCUACUCUGGCAACAGAUGCUGUGAUUGGAGCCAUGACAAGUCCCUACACUCCAGGGAGUGGAUAUGUGCUGCUGCACCAUGUGAUGGGGUGCCUGGAGGGACAGCAGGGGGCCUGGGGCUACGUCCAGGGUGGCAUGGGUGCCCUCUCUGAUGCCAUUGCAAGCUCAGCCGCUGUACAUGGAACAAGUAUUUUCACUGAAAAGACAGUGGCCAAGGUGCAAGUGAACAGGGAAGGCCGCGUUCAAGGUGUGGUGCUGCAGGACGGCCAGGAGGUGAAGAGCAGAGUGGUGCUGUCCAGUGCAUCCCCUCAGGUCACCUUCCUGACACUGACACCACAGGAGUGGCUUCCAGAGGCAUUCACGGAGAGGAUCUCACAGCUGGAUACCCAGUCCCCUGUUACCAAGAUCAAUGUGGCUGUGGACAAGCUGCCCAACUUCCUGGCAGCCCCUAAUUCUCCCGGAGGCCAGCCGCUUCCCCAUCACCAGACCUCCAUCCACCUGAACUGCGAAAACACCCACCUCCUCCAUCAGGCCUUUGAAGAUGCCAAAGGUGGCCUGCCUUCCCGCAGGCCUAUGAUUGAGCUCUGUAUCCCGUCCUCGCUGGACCCCACACUGGCUCCUCCUGGCUGCCACGUGAUCUCCCUCUUCACCCAGUACACUCCCUACACACUGGCGGGAGGCAAGGACUGGGAUGAGCAAGAGCGGAAUGCUUACGCAGACAAAGUCUUUGACUGCAUCGAGGCCUACGCCCCUGGCUUCAAGGGCUCUGUGGUGGGCAGAGACAUCCUCACACCGCCAGACUUGGAGAGAGUCUUCGGGCUUCCUGGAGGGAACAUAUUCCACGGUGCAAUGUCCCUGGACCAGCUCUAUUUCGCCCGCCCCAUGCCACUGCACUCUGGGUACCGCUCCCCUCUCUGGGGCCUGUAUCUGUGUGGCAGCGGGGCCCAUCCUGGAGGAGGAGUCAUGGGAGCUGCUGGAAGAAAUGCAGCCCACGUGGUCUAUAAGGACCUUAAGAGCAUGUGACACUGACUCAACCCCAGCCCAGGAGGAAGAACUCACCACUGCCAACAAUUGGCUCAGCUGCCCAGGAAGCUCUGCUCCAAAGGCCACUGCUCUGGGCAGCCA